AUGGAAACUCCUAUUUACAGUCAUUUGACAGAAAGAGAUUAUGAAAAUGUGUACGAACCAUCGGAAGAUACAUUUUUAUUGUUAGACGCAAUUGAAAACGAUUUGCAAUAUAUUGAAAAUAUACUGCAACCUAAUGUUUGUUUAGAAAUUGGGAGUGGGAGCGGAAUAAUAAUAACUUCAUUAGCAAAAAGGUUACAUAAGUUUUCAGUGUGUCUAGCUACAGAUAUAAAUAACUAUGCGUGUCAAAUGACCAAAAAAACUGCUGCAAAAAAUUUUACUCAUGUUGAUGCAAUUAACACAAAUUUGGCAGAUUGUUUUAGAAAUAACAUAUUUGAUUUGGUAAUUUUUAACCCCCCGUAUGUGGCAACGUCUGAGGAAGAACUCGAGAACAAAGAGAAAAAUCCAUUGGUUUUCACAUGGGCUGGCGGAACUGACGGCAGAUUGAUUAUUGAUUUAUUUCUUAAUAGUUUGCCUGACAUUUUAUCUAAAUCUGGCGUUGCUUAUUUGCUGUUGUUAAAAGAAAAUAAACCUCACGAAAUUAUAAACGCUUUAAAUAAACGGAAUUUUGUUGCAAGUAAAUUGAUGGAAAGACGCAUUCCUGGUGAACGUUUGUGUGUUAUUAAAAUAAUAAAUAGAUAGCAUUGAUUUUAAACUAAAAUUUUAACAUAUUUAAUAGGUAUAUACAUAUAUUAAAAUUUUAAGAAAAAUUAUAUGAAAUAAAUUGAAAAUUCCUGUUUUCGUAUUAAA
Condylostylus longicornis is the source of this 747-nucleotide messenger RNA. It is a transcript of the gene HemK2, whose product is annotated as methyltransferase N6AMT1. The record is from RefSeq and is a predicted model, not a curated record. Gene Ontology annotation, molecular function: nucleic acid binding; S-adenosylmethionine-dependent methyltransferase activity; protein methyltransferase activity. Gene Ontology annotation, cellular component: eRF1 methyltransferase complex. The transcript has a single exon. Gene Ontology annotation, biological process: methylation. The coding region runs from base 1 to 639 and encodes 212 amino acids. NCBI's taxonomy places the organism in Eukaryota, Metazoa, Arthropoda, Insecta, Diptera, Dolichopodidae.